Messenger RNA from Lathyrus oleraceus (garden pea), 1233 nucleotides. RefSeq lists its product as uncharacterized. Bases 1 to 1233 code for a protein of 410 amino acids. The transcript has 3 exons. NCBI's taxonomy places the organism in Eukaryota, Viridiplantae, Streptophyta, Magnoliopsida, Fabales, Fabaceae. The record is from RefSeq and is a predicted model, not a curated record.
AUGGGAAAUUCUUCAGGAGAGAUAAAUACUUUAUCUCGGGAAGAAGAAUUUGAUAAUAUGGUGAGUAAAUUAGGUGGAAGAGCCAUGAGACCUAAAACUCGAAACUACUAUCCUAGACCGUUAUUUGUUGAUGUGCAAUUUAAAGAAAGAAGUAGUUUUGUUGAAAAUAGUUAUUCAGGAGAAUCCAUUGUAGAAUGGAACAUCGACGAUGCUUCUAAGAAACAAGUGUUAGAUACCAUACAAAAUAUGACUAUGGCUGUUACAACUUUUAAACUCAAAGGAAACACCGACAAGCAUACUAAAGAUAUAUUAGUUGUGGGGUUCUUUGUAGGAGAGCCUUUAAAGCUCCAACAAAGAGCAGCAAACCAAUUACUAAAUUUGUAUUGUCCAACCAUGUCUGAUUAUAGAUGGUAUAGAGACAUGUUUCUUUCUAAACUUUGCCUUAGGUCAGAUGGUGCUGCUGAUUAUUGGAAAGAAAGAUUUAUUAAUGGUUUACCUAUAUUAUUUGUUGAGAAGAGUAAAAAUGAAAAUAUGAGUAAUAGGCGUGAAAUGGGUUCAUUUUGCAAACAAUAUGGAGCUACUCCUUUAAGAGCUCCUGGUAACCCUAAGAAUAAAAGGGUUGUUAUUAAAAGUAAGAAAAACUUCCGUUACCAUAAGAAACAACCUUACAAAGAUAACUCUGAAUUUCAUAAAGCCCCUUAUAAGAAAAAUUAUGGUAAGAAACCUUACCGAAAACCCUAUGAUAAAACCAAACCUAAAGAUAAAGAUGUCAAAUGUUAUAAAUAUGGUUGUUUUGGCCAUUAUGCUAAUAAAUGUAAGAUGCAAGGAAAAAUUAAUCAAUUAGGAAAUUUAGAUAUUUCAGAGGAGUUAAAAGAAAGUUUGAUAUCUAUAUUUAAAAAUAUCUUGCUAAAUUCUGAAGAAGAAGACAACUCUUCAUCUUAUGAAGAAUCGUCUUAUGAAGAAAUUCGUCAAAUUAAUAAUUCUGAGGAAUCAAAUUCUGAUUCUGACGAAUAUUUAGGAAUAGACUUUUGUAAUUGUAAUAGUUGUAAUAAAAGCAUUAAUAUUCUCACUAAUCAUCAAGCUAAUACCCUAAUAGGAAUAUUAGAUAAGAUGGAAGAAUCUGAAAGUAAGAAUGCUUUCAUGAGACAAAUUAAAAAGAUUAUUGACAAAAACGAUAUUUGUAAAAAGCAUGUUAAUAAAGUAGAAUUUAAAGAUGUUAUGAACUUAUUUUAA